CGCCUGCGCCACAGGACGAGUCGAUAUUUAGCUUAGGUCAUGGCCAAGACGGUCAAGACUCCCGCAAUAGUGUCAUCGAGCUCAGCGGGCAAGCAUCGCUACGCUGGCCUGCGAAGAAAAGCUCGAUCUGGCGAGGCGCGGUUAGCAAAACGCGAGCAUGCGCUGACGGCACAAAUUGAAGCUGGCCUCUUUCACAAGGCGCUAAAGACCUGCAGACAGAUCUUGAGGAUUCAGCCGGACUCGAUAGAUCACCAACGCGUACAAGGGCAGAUCCUGCUGGCGCUUGAAGAUUACACAGCAGCGCUUGCGCUCCUGGAACAUGUCCCUGCCUGCCAACUCGAGAUAGCCUACUGCUGCUACAAGCUAGGGCAAGUGAGCCGGACGGCGGACCUCCUGCAGCAUGGCGAAGAUAGCCUCGACGAGGGCAAAGCGCGUGGCUUGCGCUUAUUGGAAGCUCAAGUGAGGUACAAGCAAGGAGAUUAUCGGGAGGCCCUCAAAUUGUAUGAGGACCUCCUCGAGUCAAGCGACCCUGCGUCACCUGAGCAUGAGGAUAUUCAGAACAACUUGCAAGCCUGUCAAAGCCGCUUGGCCUUUGCAUCAUCGUUACCCGAUCACAUUGCGAACAUGUCUACGCCAGUAGAGAUGCUCGAGGCCACGCCGAUACAAUCGCUCAUCGCACAACAUCCGCGCUACAGACCGACGCAAGCGCCCGCAUCGAUCAUAUCCCUCAAUGCAGAAACGAAUAGCCAAUCCAGCAAAUUAUCAAAACAGCCCGCCGUGGUCAAGACGCCAAAGCUACCGGCACACAUUGCCGCAUUGCCGCCCGCAGAGCGACCUGCGCCUGAUCCAGAGCGAUGGCUGCCCAAGCGCGAGCGGUCGACCUGGCAGGACAAUCGCGCGAAGCGUGAGAAGGAGCGUGGGAAGAUCAAAAAGAAGACUGCAAGCCAGGCGGGGCUCACACAAGGAUCAUCUGCUUCUGCGCCAGCUGCGAAGCCUGUCAACAGCGCUAAUGCGAAGAAGAAAGGCAGCAAAGGCAAGAGGAAAUAAAUGCAUUUCUGUUGCCAGCCUGCAUCUGUUGGCACUCCCCACAUUGUGCUUGUAUGGAAGGUGACUGUGCCCAUGACUGCAUGAGUGCAUGACUG
Messenger RNA from Mixia osmundae IAM 14324, 1142 nucleotides. RefSeq lists its product as uncharacterized. The record is from RefSeq and is a predicted model, not a curated record. Gene Ontology annotation, biological process: SRP-dependent cotranslational protein targeting to membrane. Gene Ontology annotation, cellular component: signal recognition particle, endoplasmic reticulum targeting. Gene Ontology annotation, molecular function: protein binding; 7S RNA binding; ribosome binding. The transcript has 4 exons. NCBI's taxonomy places the organism in Eukaryota, Fungi, Basidiomycota, Mixiomycetes, Mixiales, Mixiaceae. The coding region runs from base 40 to 1047 and encodes 335 amino acids.